AAGCCUUAGAACUGAGAUUGGCCAUACGUUACUAGUGGCCACUUAAUAAAUCUGUUGCCAGAGGCUACUCUGGGUACAUAAAUUCUUGCUAAAAUUAAAUCUCUUCAUUUAAUGUGGCGCCUCUUAAUCCAGUGAACCUUAAAGUGUUUCACUAAGGGCUGGCCUAUUUAAAACUGUAAAUGUUCUUUGAGCCCUGGAAACAUCAGGCUUUGUGUACUUUGCCCAUGCGACAGGCUACCAUGGCCUAAUAGGGAAGGUGAGUCUUGUGCGAGACCAAAAGAAAAAUGUAAAAAAGAAGAUAAAAUUCAAACUCUUAGAAGUAGUAGACGUGUGGGAGCAACACUAAACACACAUACUACACACAUGCCUCUUGUUCCAAUUACUUGGGUCCUCUUUGCUCCCUUCAUAGGAAUUGUUUAACCCGUGCGGAUUAAUGUAUACAGCCUUAUUUAAUGGACAGUUCUAGGCAUGAGUGUGGGAAGAAUGUUUUUUUAACUUGCAUGGAACUUGAAGCUUUCAGGCUAGGAGAAUUCCUUCCGCUACUCUACCAGAGGUGUCAUGAGCUCAGGAAGCCAGAACACAGGCCUGAGGAUACUGCUAUGGGUUUUUGAGUAGAUUGCAUGGUAACAUGCCCAAGACGCGUUUCCCCUUCCUUAAUCUGAUCUCCAGUGCAGUCAAACUGUCUUGUAGUUUUGGUGACUUACUAAUCUGCUACUACUUUGGGAAUGAGUGGGCCCACAUUCCCUUCUCCAGCUGCUGAGAUGGCAGAAAUUAAUCGACUUCAGUAUGAAAUGGAAUACACUGAAGGCAUCAGCCAACGCAUGAGGGUCCCAGAAAAGCUAAAGGUAGCUCCACCAACUGCUAGUCUGGAACAGAGCAUCCAAGAAGGACUUCCAAAUGCAAGUGUUACAAUGCAGGUCCCAGAGAGGAUUGUAGUGGCAGGUAAUAGUGAAGACACUCCAUUUUCCAGACCACCAGAUCUUGAUCUUCUGCAAUCCACUGCAUUCAAACCUUUGGCAUUGAAAACUCCUCCUCGGGUUAUUUCACUUAGUGAGCGACCACUAGAUUUCCUGGACCUAGAAAAACCACCACCACAGACACCUCAAAAUGAAGAGGUUCGUUCAGUGGGAAGACUGAAGAGAGAACGUUCCAUGAGUGAAAACGCUGCUCGUCAAAAUGGCCAGUUGGUCAGAAAUGAUUCCAUGUGGCACAGAUCAGAUACUGUCCCAAGAAAUAAAAUGCCACGGUUCCAGUCACCCCUCUCCACUAAGGACUACACUGUGACACCAUCACUACAACAGGCUCGUGUCUGUCCUCCCAAUAUGUUACCCGAAGAUGGAACUAAUCUUUACUCUGCUCGUGGCAUUUUGUCGCUUAUCCAGACUUCCACUCGUAGGGCUUACCAGCAGGUCUUGGAUGUGCUGGAUGAAAAUCGCAGGCCAGUGUUACGUGGUGGGUCAUCUGCUACCACUUCCUCUAACCCUCAUCAUGACAACACCAGAUCUGGUCUUUCAAACUUGGACGUGACAACUGAGGGAACGCCAGAUGACAUGACAGUUGUGGAUGCUGCUUCUUUAAGAAGACAGAUAAUCAAACUCAAUCGUCGCCUACAACUUCUGGAAGAAGAAAACAAAGAGCGUGCUAAAAGAGAAAUGAUCAUGUACUCAAUUACUGUAGCUUUCUGGCUACUCAAUAGCUGGCUGUGGUUUCGGCGCUAGACACUGCUGUCCAAAAGAUUUAAUAGUUGGAAAUAUAAUCAAUUUGCAAAAUCCUUUGUUUCUGUCUUUGAAUUGUAUGCUGUUUUAUAAUCCAUGCACUGAGAACUUCCACCACAGAAAAAGGCUGUACAAUUAUAUUGUUGAGGGGACAUUCUGUUGCUCAGCUAUCUAUUGUUACCUGAUUUGUAGGAACAUAUAGUAUCUUCCCUUUGCAUGUUGCAAUGUAAAUAUGGAUUGACUCAUUUUGAAAAGAAGUUUGCUUCUCUGCUCUGUAAGGAUGGUGACCAAUGAAAAUAAUUACUGUCUCUUGUGGUUGGAAGAUAACAAAUAUAAUGGAUUUGGAACAGUAUCUUUAAAAUGCGUAUUAAUAAAAGUAUUAGGUUUCUAUUG
Gavialis gangeticus (Gharial) is the source of this 2108-nucleotide messenger RNA. It is a transcript of the gene MFF, whose product is annotated as mitochondrial fission factor. The coding region runs from base 726 to 1718 and encodes 330 amino acids. The record is from RefSeq and is a predicted model, not a curated record. Gene Ontology annotation, biological process: positive regulation of mitochondrial fission. NCBI's taxonomy places the organism in Eukaryota, Metazoa, Chordata, Crocodylia, Gavialidae. The transcript has 10 exons. Gene Ontology annotation, cellular component: mitochondrial outer membrane; peroxisome.